Cotesia congregata is the source of this 666-nucleotide messenger RNA. The record is from the annotation of a GenBank genome assembly. NCBI's taxonomy places the organism in Eukaryota, Metazoa, Arthropoda, Insecta, Hymenoptera, Braconidae.
AUGAAUCGAUUAUUCGGGCGUGCAAAACCAAAAGAGCCAGGUCCAAGUUUGUCUGAUUGUAUAGCAGGAGUAGACAGCAGAGCUGAUGCAGCUGAAAAAAAGAUCCAAGCUCUAGAUGUAGAGUUGAAAAAAUGCAAAGAUCAGAUGCUUAAGAUGAGAGACGGCCCGUCUAAGAACGCUGUUAAGACCAAAGCGUUGAGAAUAUUAAAACAACGGAAAAUGUACGAGAGUCAAGUGUCAAAUCUGAGACAGCAAGCCUUUAAUAUGGACCAGACCAAUUAUGCUACUCAGUCAUUGAAAGACACUCAAAUUACUAUUGCAGCUAUGAAAGACGGGGUCAAGAGUAUGAAGAAUGAGUUUAAAAAUAUUAAUAUUGAUCAAAUUGAGGAUGUCCAAGAUGACUUGGCAGAUAUGCUAGAGCAAUCAGAGGAGGUCCAGGAAGUUCUUGGUCGUAGCUAUGGCACACCUGAAAUUGAUGAUGAUGAACUUAAUGCUGAAUUAGAUGCUCUAGGCGAUGAAAUCGGCCUGGAAGGCGACGGUUCAUUUUUGGAUGACGCUAUUACUGCUCCCAAUGCUCCCGACAAAGAACCUGGUGCUGCAUCUAUCAGAAAUAAGGACGGAGUUCCUGUCGAUGAAUUUGGAUUACCCCAGAUACCAGCUAGCUAA